AUGCAGACUGCUUCUACAAACAUUUGUGAAAGAAUGCGGGAUUGGUUGCCACCUGUGCAAUUAGUCCAUCCAUUAAAUUUUCAGCUGAUAGUGGUAUUAUAACAAAGUGGAAGCAACUAGGAACAAAAGCAACUCAGCCAUGAAGUGGUAGGCCACGAAAAAUGACAGAGCGGGGUCAGCGCAUGCUGAAGCGCACAGUGCACACAAGUCACCAACUGUCUGCAGAGUCAAUAGCUAAAGACCUCCAAACUUCAUGUGGCCUUCAGAUUAGCACAACAACAGUGUGUCGAGAGCUUCAUGGAAUGGGUUUCCAUGGCUAAGCAGCUGCAUCCAAG
Messenger RNA from Staurois parvus, 335 nucleotides. The record is from the annotation of a GenBank genome assembly. NCBI's taxonomy places the organism in Eukaryota, Metazoa, Chordata, Amphibia, Anura, Ranidae.